UCACUUGUCUUUUGUACCUCAUCACAUGACAAAAAUCUACUAGUAAUUGAUCAUAUUUUAUAACUAUAAAAGAACACCCUUUUUCAAACAUUUGAUCUCCCCUUGAAACUUGGGUCUUGACUCAUUUCUCUCCCCCCAAACUUUCUUGGGUCAUCCCCAAUGAAUCUUUAUAUAUAUUCAGCUUAAAAAUCUUGCAUUUCAUAUUGUGUUUUCUUUGUUAAAAGAAAUGGGGAAGACGAUUAUGAGUUUUGGCAAGUUAUUGGACAGUUUGUGUCUCUCAAAUGUCGGUGCAAGUUCUUGUCUUUGUUGCAUUAAAAAUUUUGAAACCCAAGACGAUUCUGAGUUUGAAACAGAACCACUUGUCGAUCAAUCCAAAGAUGCAUCGGAUAAACCUCAGACUCUUGCCUUCUUUCUAAAGCCAAAGAUGGUGGUGCUAAGGGUGUCCAUGCAUUGCAAUGGUUGUGCAAGGAAGGUACAAAGGCACAUCGCCAAGAUGGAAGGAGUGACAUCCUACCAAGUGGACCUGGAAACCAAGAUGGUGAUCGUAAUGGGAGACAUUGUUCCAUUUGAGGUGUUGGAGAGUGUUUCGAAGGUCAAAAAUGCACAACUUUGGACUGAACCCAUCUCAUGAUUUUUCGGAAUAGAAUAGUCGUAUUAAAAUCAAAUAUAUUUUAUCUAUGUGUAUGUAGAAUUUAAAAAGAUGUCGUUAUAAAUGGCUUUUGGGUUAGGUUUUGUCAUCAAUUAAAACAUGUAUUUGUUUAUUUAUGAUAUGAACUCAUCCUGUAUUAAGCUUA
Messenger RNA from Lactuca sativa (garden lettuce), 794 nucleotides. Its product is annotated as Heavy metal transport/detoxification superfamily protein. The record is from RefSeq and is a predicted model, not a curated record. NCBI's taxonomy places the organism in Eukaryota, Viridiplantae, Streptophyta, Magnoliopsida, Asterales, Asteraceae. Gene Ontology annotation, molecular function: metal ion binding.